AUGUUAACUAUUUGUAUAUGUUUCAGAUUCUCUUCAGCAAUGAGUGUGAGCGGAGACAAGUCUGAUGAUGAAUAUUCUGUAAUUGCGGACAAGGGAGAGAUUGGAUUUGUAGAUUAUCAGAAUGAUGGAUCUGCUGGUUACUACAAUCAACUAGAGGAAGGUCCACUUGUUAUCUCUGUUCCUUUCCCUUUCAAGAACGAAAAGCCUCAAUCGAUCACUGUUGGAGAGACCUCUUAUGAUUCCUUCACUAUCAAGAACACUCUCGACGAGGCUGUGGAUUUGUGGCCCAAGAUCUGGGCAUCGAAUCCUAAGGAUUCUUUCACCCUUUCCAUCCUGAAACCGCCGUCGAAAGAUUCUGACAUAAGAGAGAUUCAGGGGUUUUAUGAGGCUUUUACUUUGGAAGACAGGAUGCUCGAACCUGGUGACACUUUGACCAUUUGGGUGUCUUGUAAGCCCAAGGACAUCGGUUUGCAUAACGCUGUCGUUACUGUUGACUAUGAAGGUGAGAGGGUUGAGAGGGUUAUCUUCCUUUUGGCUGAGGACAAGAUAUCGAGUUCUCUGACUUCUAGGCGGCCUUACUCCAGAAGCAAAAGAGCUCCGAAGAAAGAUUUUGCUGUGGAUAAUUACGUGACGGGAGCACGCCCUAUAAAGGAGGUGGAACGUAGGUUCAAAAACCGGCUUCCUCGGUAUGAAAUUCCAAAGGAGAUAAGAGAGAUGAUCGAGAGGAAGGAAGUCCCUGAUGAAUUGGACCAGGGCCUAACAGCAAAGAACUAUGCAAACUACUAUAAAACUUUACUUAUUAUGGAAGAAUUGCAACUCGAGGAAGACAUGCGAGCUUAUGAUAUGGAGAACGUUUCGAUGAGGAGAAGGGGUUUCUAUUUGUCCCUCGAAGUUCCUGGCCUUGCUGAAAAAAGACCUUCCCUUGUCCAUGGAGACUUCAUCUUUGUAAGACAUGCCUAUGAUGAUGGAACUGGCCAAGCUUAUCAGGGCUUUGUACACCGCGUUGAGGCGGAUGAAGUGCAUUUGAAGUUUGCCCCUGAGUUCCACCAACGCCACACAGCUGGGAGCGUCUAUAAUGUGAGGUUCACAUACAAUCGAAUCAACACCAGACGGUUGUAUCAAGCUGUUGAGGCGGCAGAAAAAUUAGAUCCCAACUUCCUUUUUCCAUCCUUGAACUCCGGGAAAAGGAUGAUAAAGACAAAACCCAUCGUGCCCAUCUCACCAGCACUCAAUGCGGAGCAGAUUUGUUCCAUUGAAAUGAUUCUUGGCUGCAAAGGAGCACCGCCAUAUGUGAUCCAUGGACCUCCUGGUACUGGGAAAACCAUGACAUUGGUGGAGGCGAUAGUUCAACUCUACACAACUCAGAGAAAUGCUCGGAUUCUUGUAUGUGCUCCUUCCAAUAGUGCAGCUGAUCACAUUUUAGAGAAGCUCCUUUGUCUGGAGGGAGUUUGCAUCAAGGACAGUGAGAUUUUCAGGCUGAAUGCAGCUACUCGUGCCUAUGAAGAAAUUAAUCCCGAGAUUAUCCGCUUUUGCUUCUUUGAUGAGUUGGUUUUCAAGUGCCCUCCUCUCCGUGCUCUGACUCGUUACAGACUCGUGGUGUCAACGUAUAUGAGUGCAUCCCUUCUUAACGCGGAAGGUGUGAACCGUGGUCACUUCACUCAUAUAUUCCUAGAUGAGGCUGGUCAAGCUUCAGAGCCAGAAAACAUGAUUGCUAUAUCGAAUCUCUGCUUGUCAGACACUGUGGUUGUGCUUGCUGGAGAUCCAAGGCAGUUGGGUCCGGUUAUAUACUCAAGGGAUGCUGAUUCACUCGGCUUGGGGAAAUCAUACUUGGAAAGAUUGUUUGAGUGUGAUUAUUACUGCGAAGGUGAUGAGAAUUAUGUGACAAAGCUAGUCAAGAACUACAGAUGCCACCCAGAAAUUCUUGAUCUCCCGUCAAAGCUAUUCUAUGGUGGAGAGUUGGUAGCUUCCAAAGAGGACACAGACUCUGUUCUUUCCUCGUUAAACUUCCUCCCAAACAAAGAUUUCCCAAUAGUUUUCUAUGGGAUCCAAGGAUGCGAUGAGAGGGAGGGUAACAAUCCGUCAUGGUUCAACCGUAUAGAGAUCAGCAAAGUUAUAGAGACAAUCAAGAGAUUAACAGCGAAUGACUGUGUGCUAGAAGAGGAUAUCGGAGUUAUAACUCCUUACAGGCAGCAAGUAAUGAAGAUCAAGGAGGUUCUUGAUAGAUUAGAGAUGACUGGGGUCAAAGUCGGUAGUGUGGAGCAAUUCCAAGGGCAAGAGAAACAGGUGAUCAUCAUCUCAACGGUAAGAUCUACAAUCAAACAUAAGGACUUUGAUAAAGCCUAUUGUCUGGGCUUCUUGAGCAAUCCGAGAAGGUUCAAUGUCGCAAUCACCCGUGCAAUCUCUCUGCUAGUGAUCAUCGGAAACCCACAUAUCAUAUGCCAGGACAUGAAUUGGAGCAAGCUUCUGUGGAGAUGUGUUGAUAACAGUGCUUACCAAGGGUGCGAUUUACCAGCGCGGGAAGAGUUUGUGGAGGAACCAUACAAUCAAGAAGAAGCUUGUCGUGAAUACUCUGUAGAAGAAGCGUGGAUCAAUAGUGCCGAGGUCAAGAAUGGCGGCACAAAGGAGAAAGAUGAGUGGUCUGAUGGAUGGAACGACAAUGGUGGAGCGUUUGUGGAAGAACCAUACAAUCAAGAAGAAAGCAACAAUGCUCGUGAAUACUCUGUGGAAGAAGCGUGGAUCAACAGUGCUGAGGUGAAGAAUGACGACAUAAAGGAGAAAUAUGAAUGGUCUGAUGGAUGGAACGACAAUGGUGGUGGGACUAAGGAAAAAGAUGAAUGGUCUGAUGGGUGGAAUAACAAUGGUGGUGGCACCAAGGAAAAAGAUGAAUGGUCUGAUGGUUGGAACAACAAUGGUGGUGGGACUAAGGAAAAAGAAGAAUCUUCUGAUGGUUGGAACAACAAUGGCGGGACAGAAGAAUGUUCUGAUGGUUGGAAAAAUGGCGGCGGUGGUAAAGAGAUUAAGGAUGAUGGUGAAUCUGAAACCAGAGGUGAUUUUGUAGCCAAGGAGGAAGACGAGUGGUCUGAUGGGUGGAAGUAA
Thlaspi arvense is the source of this 3096-nucleotide messenger RNA. Lineage: Eukaryota; Viridiplantae; Streptophyta; Magnoliopsida; Brassicales; Brassicaceae. The record is from the annotation of a GenBank genome assembly.